AUGGCAGGGCCUCGCUCCUUGUUGGGGUCUCUGCUGUUCCUGAGCAGCGCUUUUUCCACCCGCUCCUCCUUCCAGCCGGCUCUGGUGCUGGACAUGGCUCAGAUACUCCUCGACAACUACUGCUUCCCAGAGAACCUCUUCGGCAUGCAGGAGGCGAUACAGCAAGCCAUCAACAGCGGAGAGAUCCUCCGCGUAUCGGAUCCAAGAACGCUGGCCACUCUGCUGACCACGGGGGUGCAGGGCGCGCUCAACGACCCACGGCUGACGAUCUCCUACGAGCCCAACGGCGGCAACGCGAGGCCCCCCGCCCGGUCCCGCCUCUCCCCCGAGCGCCUGAUGAAGAUGAUCAGGAAUUCCGUCAGGUUCGAAGUACUGGAGAACAAUACGGGAUAUCUGAGGAUGGACCGCGUAAUGGGGAAGGAAGGGGCAGAAAAAAUGAGCCUGUUUCUCCUGGAGAACAUCUGGAGCAGAGUCUUGCCAACCUCCGCACUGAUUUUGGACCUGCGCUACGCCACCUCUGGCGACACGUCAGGCAUCCCGUAUGUUGCGUCUUACUUUUUUGACGCCACGCAGAUGGUCCACAUCGACUCUGUGUACAAUCGACCAACCAACACAACACAGGAGCUGUGGACUCUACUAGCACUUCCCGGGAAGAGGUAUGAAAAGCCUAAAGACCUGAUCAUUUUAAUAAGCAAACGCACCUCUGGUGCCGCUGAGGGCAUUGCAUACACUCUCAAGCACCUGCACCGAGCUAUUGUGGUAGGGGAGAGGUCUGCUGGGGGUUCCAUGAACAUUGAGAAACUGAGGAUUGGGGACUCAAAGUUUUACAUCACCGUUCCAGUCGCCAGAUCCAUUAAUCCUGUAACGGGACAGAGUUGGGAGAUGAGUGGAGUGUCACCCAGCGUGGUCAUCAAUGCUAAAGAAGCUGUCGACAAAGCCAAAUCCAUCCUCAGAGUUAGAAGAGCUAUCCCUGCAGUGGUUCAGAACAUCUCCAACACAAUUAAACACUUCUACUCCUUCACGGACAAAGUCCCGUCUCUUCUUCACCACUUAGCGUCAACCGAUUUCUUUUCCACAAUCUCAGAAGAGGACCUGGUGGCCAAAUUGAACUACGAGCUGCAGUACGUGACUGAAGACCCACGACUGAGCGUGAAAAUGGCGAUGGACAUCUCUGCCACUGUCGAGGACUCCGUCGAGCUGACCGACAAGCUGGAUGCUCCCGCUUCCCGCGAAGGCGCCGUGGACCGGAUUUUCAAAGUGAACAUUCUGCCGGGAAACACAGGCUAUAUCCAGUUCGAUGGGUUUGCCGAAGUGCCCCGGUUGGCAUUAUCACAGCCCCAGGUUAUCAGGAAGGUACUGGACUCCAUCGGAGACACAGAAAACCUCAUCAUUGACCUCCGUUCCAAUAUAGGGGGGCCUUCGGAUGCAGUGCCCCUUCUGCUUUCCUAUUUUCAUGACGCGUCUCCUCCGACUCACUUCUACACGAUUUACAGCCGGGUGGGAAACAACACGACUGAAUUUCGCACGCUGCCCAGCACCCGCUUGGGCACACCCUACGGGUCGAAGAAGGGGAUCUACAUCCUGACGAGCCACUACACCGCCACUUCCGCCGAGGAAUUCUCCUACCUCAUGCAGUCGCUUCACCGAGCCACUGUCAUCGGAGAGAUCACAUCCGGCACUCUCUUGCACUCCAAACCUUUUCCAGUAGAGGGCACAGACAUAGUCGUUACCAUCCCAGUCGUAAACCUCAUAGACAAUAACGGGGAAUGCUGGCUUGGAGGGGGUGUCGUCCCGGAUGCUAUUGUGUUAGCAGAAGAAGCGUUGGACAGGGCACUUGAAAUCAUCGCGUUCCACCCUGAAGUCCACUCCCUGGUGGACGGCACCGGGGAGCUGGUGGAGGGACAUUACGCUCUCACAGAAGUGGCCACAAAGAUCAGAGAAGUCCUCAGGUCAAAAUGGGCAGAGGGCCUGUAUCGGUCAGUCGUGGACUACGAGUCCCUCGCUUCUGAGCUGACCACUAAUCUUCACGACAUAUCAGGAGAUCACCGCCUGCACGUCUUCUACAGCGACACUGAGCCAGACACGUUUGAUGAGGUACCCGACAUUCCAACUGCAGAGGAACUCGGGUACAUCAUCAACGACCUCUUCAAGACGGAGAUCCUUCCCGGCAACGUUGGCUACCUGAGAUAUGACAUGAUGGCGGAUGUGGAGACGGUGAGAGCUCUCGGCCCUCAGCUGGUUAAGCUCGUCUGGAACAAGCUGGUCAACACCGACACACUGAUCAUCGACAUGCGGUACAACACAGUGGGCUACUCCACCGCCAUUCCCCUCCUCAGCUCUUACUUCUUCGAAGCGGACACGGUACGGCAUCUCUACAGUCUGUUCGACCGCACCACGGCAGCCACGACCAAAGUCACGACGCUUCCUCGGACGCUGGGGCGGAGGUACGGGCCUCACAAGGACGUCUACAUUCUGACCAGUCACAUGACCGGAUCGGCGGCAGAGGUGUUCACGAGAGCGAUGAAAGACCUGGGCCGGGCCACGGUCGUCGGGGAAGCGACCAUCGGAGGCUCGCUGUCAAGCGGGACGUAUCAGAUCAGGGACAGCCCGUUGUACGUCUCCGUUCCCACGCACGCGGUCCUGAGCGCGGUGACCGGAAAAGUCUGGAACGUUACCGGAGUCGAGCCGCACGUCACUGCCCCGGCGAACGACGCGCUGAUCGCUGCUGAAAAAAUCAUCCGCCUUCGAGCCAAAAUGUCCUCCAUCGUCCAAACGGCGGGCCGUCUGGUGGCUGAUAACUAUGCUUUCUCGCUGAUUGGAGCGGAAGUGGCAGAGAAACUUACUGACCGCGCUAAGAAGGGCCGGUAUAAAGCAAUCAAUUCUGAGGCAGAACUCAGCACAAAGCUCUCGGCUGAUUUGGCAGAGCUAUCGGGAGACAAAAAUCUCAAGAUGACCUAUAUUCCAGAGACCUCCAAAGCCAUUUUUGGGCCAAAACAUAAGCAGACGCAGUCCCCAGAGACGCUGGCCGAGCUCAUUACGCUUUCCUUCCACACAGACGUGCUGGAGAACAACAUCGGCUACCUUCGAUUCGACACGUUCUGGGAUUUCGAAGUGACUGCCAAAAUAGCGGAGCUGCUGGCGAAGCAUGUCUGGGUCAAAAUUUUGAAUACCGACGCUCUUAUUCUCGACCUCAGGUACAAUCUGGGUGGAUCCCUGAACUCUGUUCCGGGCCUGAGCACCUUUUUCCUCGGUGUGAAUGAAAAGAUUCUGCUGGACAAACUGUAUAACCGGUCCUCCGACAGCACGUUCGAGAUGUGGGCUCUACCCGGCCUCACAGCAGAGCCGUACGCCCUGGGGAAGCGUGUGGUCGUUCUGACCAGCGGGGCGACGGCCGGGCCCGCCGAGGAGUUCGUGGACGUGCUGAAGCGCCUCGGCAGGGCCACCGUCGUGGGCCAGAAGACCAGCGGCGGCACGCGGUACUCCGGAAACUUCCGCGUGGACGGGACCGACCUGUACCUGAGCGUCCCCGCGGUGCGGUCGGCGGACGGCGCGCGGGGAGGAGCCCCCUCCUGGGAGGGGGUGGGCGUCAACCCCCACGUCGCCGUGCCCCCGGACGCCGCCCUGGCCAAAGCCAAGGAGAUUUUAAACGAGCGCCGCGCGGAGGUGGAGUGA
Messenger RNA from Anguilla anguilla (European eel), 3672 nucleotides. Its product is annotated as retinol-binding protein 3-like. The coding region runs from base 1 to 3672 and encodes 1223 amino acids. The transcript is spliced from 4 exons. Gene Ontology annotation, molecular function: serine-type peptidase activity. The record is from RefSeq and is a predicted model, not a curated record. NCBI's taxonomy places the organism in Eukaryota, Metazoa, Chordata, Actinopteri, Anguilliformes, Anguillidae. Gene Ontology annotation, biological process: proteolysis.